Messenger RNA from Gopherus flavomarginatus (Mexican gopher tortoise), 1476 nucleotides. RefSeq lists its product as uncharacterized. The record is from RefSeq and is a predicted model, not a curated record. The transcript has 2 exons. Lineage: Eukaryota; Metazoa; Chordata; Testudines; Testudinidae. Bases 463 to 1386 code for a protein of 307 amino acids.
AGUGUCUUGUAGGCCUUUGUUCCUGUAGUCUGUGAACAUCUCGCUGUCUAUAAGGCACAGAGGCUAUAACACGGCAAGCAUGGAGCCCGCUCAGAUCCCCGCAGCAAUUAUGAGCACUGCAAACACCACACACAUUAUCUUGCAGUAUAUUCAGAACCAGAACCUGCAAAAGCAAAACCAGGUGAAGAGGCAACGGCAGCUCAGUGACGAGUGAUGAGGACAUAGACAUGGACACAGACUUCUCUCAAAGUACGGGCCCUGGCAAUGUGGACAUCAUGGUGUUAAUGGGGCAGGUUCAUGCCAUGGAAUGCCAAUUCUGGGCCCAUGAAACAAGCACAGACUGGUUGGACCACAUAGUGUUGCAUGUCUGUGAUGAUUCCCAGUGGCUGCGAAACUUUCGCAUGCGUAAGGGCACUUUCAUGGAACUUUGUGACUUGCUUUCCCCUGCCCUGAAGCGCAAGAAUGAGAGCAGCCCUCACAGUUGAGAAUCGAGUGGCGAUAGCCCUGUGGAAGCUUGCAACACCAGACAGCUACCGAUCAGUUGGGCAUCAAUUUGGAGUGGGCAAAUCUACUGUGGGGGCUGCUGGGAUCGAAGUAGCCAACGCAAUCAAAGAGCUGCUGAUAUCAAGGGUAGUGACUCUGGGACAUGUGCAGGUCAUAGUGGAUGGCUUUGCUGCAACAGGAUUCCCUAAGUGUGGUGGGGAGAUAGAUGGAACCCAUAUCCCUAUCUUGGCACCGGAGCAUCAAGGCAGCGAGUACAUAAACCAAAAGGGGUACUUUCGAAUGGUGCAGCAAGCACUGGUGGAUCACAAGGGACGUUUCACCAACAUCAACAUGAGAUGUCAGGGAAAGGCACGUGACGCUCGCAUCUUCAGGAACUCUGGCCUGUUUCAAAAGCUGCAGCAGGGAACUUUCUUACCAGACCAGAAAAUAACCAUUGGGGAUGUUGAAAUGCCUAUAGUUAUCCUUGGGGACCCAGCCUACUCCUUAAUGUCAUGGCUCAUGAAGGCAUACACAGGGAGCCUGGACAGUAGUCAGGAGCUGUUCAACUCUAGUCUGAGCAAGUGCAGAAUGGUGGUAGAAUGUGCAUUUGAACAUUUAAAAGUGCGCUGGCGCAGUUUACUGACUCAGAUAGACCUCAGCGAAACCAAUAUUCCCAUUGUUAUUACUGCUUGCUGUGUGCUCCACAGCAUCUGUGAGAGUAAGGGGGAGACGUUUAUGGCCAGCUGGGACGUUGAGGAAAAUCUCUUGGCCGCUGAUUACACGCAGCCAGACACCAAGGCAGUUAGCAGAGUACAGGAGGGUGCGGUGCGCGUCAGAAGCUUUGAAAACCAGUUUCAUGAAUGGCCAGGCUAUAGUGUGAAAGUUCAGUUUGUUUCUCCUUGAUGAAGGCCCCCCGCCCCUCCCCUGAUCUUGGUUCACUCUACUCCUUGUAAGCUAACCACCCUCCCCUCCCCCCUUCGAUCACUGCUAACA